This is a messenger RNA of Linum trigynum, 4050 nucleotides long. The record is from the annotation of a GenBank genome assembly. NCBI's taxonomy places the organism in Eukaryota, Viridiplantae, Streptophyta, Magnoliopsida, Malpighiales, Linaceae.
CCAUACAAUCAAUUGAAUUUGGAUUAAACAAAUUGAAUUAAUUAGAUUCUUUUGGUAAUUAAUAGAAUGAUAGGUUGAAUUUAAAUGAUCACCCUUUAUACACAAAUUCCAAUUACAGAACUUAUGUAGCAAAGAAUCCAUAAUAAUUCGUACGCUAAUAUCCAACUAGCUAGUAUAUAUUGUGAGGUUCUCAUGCAUUUCCUUUAGUGGUGGGUGUUGUUUAACUAAUAAAUAAAUGUCAUUUCCUUUCGUAGCAUAGUAAUAAUACAUUUAAUUAGAUUCUUUCUCUCUAUAUGACUAUAUAUAGUGCAGGCUAUUGGUCUUAAGCCAAACAUACCUCUAAAUUGAAAUUCCACUGCUGACUCCAUCUCUCCCUUCCUACAUUAUAUACUCCUCCUCGUUUCAUUUUCUGCUCUGCCCGCCGAACGUUAUUUCCAGCCCGCAACCACCUUUUAAGUUUAAGGUACGCUAUCAGUUGAUCAUCAUUAUAUUCAUAUAUAGCUAGCUCAACAAUAAUUAGUAAGUUUAAUCGGUUUCAAUCCUGGGAAAUCCAGAUAUAGGAAUGACCCACAUACAUUUUCGAGGUGAAUCAUUAACCUACCUAUUCCACAACAUAUUAUCAUGAUAACUUCUCCCCGGCUGCCAACCAAGAGAUGUUCCGGAACACUUUUAAAAUCUGGGAGAAUAUAUAUCUAUUCUUUGAUAACUGUUAGUUUGUAGAAAAAGGAAUAAGUUUAUUCCUAUGUGUUUGAACCAUAUGUUGAAACUAAUAAGAAAGAAAAUGUAUUUUUACCACAUAAAAAUCUUCUUUUUUUUUUUUUGUUAAAACAAAAAUACUACAUUAAAUCAAACCCCAAUGAAAUACAAGUUUAUCCAAUAUUUUACUAUUAAAACAUGCACUAUAAGUUUUGUUCCAUUUCCGAUUACUAUAGCCAUUUAACUUGGUUGGAGUUGGAAGAGAUAAUUACUAACUUGGUUCCGCUAAUUAACCAAAAGGAUUUUUGGUUGUUAACUUAAAUACUUUACCGACACAUGAAGGAACUCGAUGAACAAGAAUAUUUUCAUGCCGUGUAAAUUAGGAAUACGUACAUGUUCUUUAGCAAAAGUCGGCCGCAGAUCUGCUCAACAUUUUAAGUUGUGCUUAAUUAAUUAUCUUCAUUUGCUACCAACAUUAUUGCUAAGCGAGGAUAAUAAUUCUACGUAUAGAUAUAUAUUAAUUUAUAUAUAUAUAUGUUCUACCGUGUUCUGUGUUCAUCGAAAUUUGAACUUUUUCUAUUAUCACAAGUCAUAACCAGUUUAAUCGAAUUUAGCAGCCGGGGUGGAGGCAACACGAUGAUUUGGGGCCAUGGCUUAUUAAAUCUUUUUAUGCUGUAGACUAAUCUAAAGGUUAAGAUGUUAGUUUAGUGGUAAAAGCUCAAACUCUUACCAAUUUUUGACGGGGGAGAUGAUGUGUUCGAUCUAUGUGGUUGUAUUUUCCUGUGUUUUAUUUUAAUAUAUUCAGUUUUCUAUCCAAAAAGUUGGAUCACAUCAAAAGUUAAAUUUUCGAAUUUUUAGGUAGGAAGAGGAAAGGAAUAAAAAAAUAAAAUAUUAUAUUCACAUUAUAUAAAUUAAAUAUUUACAUAACCUAUAUAUCAUAAUAGUUACUUUAUUCAAAUAUCAUAUCCUCAUAACACAUAUACAAUAUUCGCAUAACACAUAUAUAAUAUUCAUAUAUCACAAUUAUCAUAUUCAUAUAGCACAAAUACAAUAUUCAGUGAUUAAAAUGGAUUCUAAAUCGUAAGAUUUCGAGUUGCAUUUUUAUAAGGCAAAACCAAUAUGCCAAUAACACAGAUAAAAUAUUCUUACAAGACAAAUACGAUGCUCUAACUAUUACUAGAGGCAAUUGACUUAAACAAAGCAGUUGUAUUUUACUAUGAAACAAAUAUCUCAUCUCAAGUGAUUAAGGGUAGCAUCUAUACCCGCCCCCUGACUUUGUACGUAAAUAUCACGGUAACUUUCAUGAAGUAUCUCAACAUCAAGUGGUAGGGUUAUAAGAAUAUGAUAGAUUGUGAAUGGAAAAAGAAGAGAGUGUGUGUGAGAGAAAGAGAGAGUAAGAGGUCUAAUUAGUAAGGAAUGAUAUGAAAUACUUUUUUCGUUAAAGUGAAUAAAGACAUGGAUAUAAACCUUGUUAAAAUAUAGGUAAGACAAAUUAGAAUACAAAUUGAUUGCGUACCAUUUAGAAUGCAUUUUAAUUGUCUUUGAUACGAAUAUUGUGUUUGUGUUACAAGAAUAUAAUAUUUUUGUUACGUGAAUAUUGUAUUUAUGUUUGAUAAUAUGAUAUUUUCGCUAUGUUAUUAUUAUGAUCCACAAUACAAUUCACAAUAUUUGUCCAUAAUGUGACAUGGAUAUAAAACUUGUUAGAAUAGAUGUAGGAUAAAAAGAAUCAUUUUAAUUCAUUUUUCAUAUGUAUAUUGUAUUUGUGUUAUAGGAAUAUAUUAUUUAUGUUAUGUGAAUAUUGGUUUUAUGUUAUGAGAAUAUGAUUUAUUUCAUUCCCUCUUGCUAUAAAAACUUGGACCACAUUAAAGUAAAAAAAAUUCAAUUUUAUAAGGACUUUGACUCGAACCAUGUAAAAUCAUAUGAUCCAAUAUAGGUGGAACAAUGUAUUUUAACACAGGCGAACCUUGUCUGGAUAAUCCUAGUUUAAAUGGUUUUGUCUCGGACGAAUGAUCCUAUUUUACAAGGUCAAUCUAUCCUAGAACAAACCAUGUCAUUUUAUAUGGUCCAAAAAAGAGAAGCAAAGUGGGGCAGGGAAAAAGAAAGGAGAAGAGGAAGAUUUGUUUCAUUAAGGAUAAAUAGGUCUUUUUAUAUCAAAUUAGUAAGGCAAUUAGUAAAAAGUAGUGCGGUGAAUAACAAUCCUGUUGUUUGAAGGUAGUAGAACCACCACUACCACAACCCGCAGUGGCAAGGAGAGAGUUUCUUCGUCAGCAAGAGUAAAGAACAUGUCCACUUCUUCUUCAGAAAGUGUUAUGGUUCCGACAAUGGCUAAUGAGGAUCGCCACGUUGAUGGAGGAGUGAAGGAAGAGAUCCAAUUGUUGAAAGCAAAAAACGAGGAUCCUUAUGGUGGAGUGACUGUGCUAGUGAGCGAGCAUAUGGAAAUUGCAGAUUUCGUGCCUCGACUGAGACAUUCCAUCUCCAAAUGGAAGGAACAGGGGAAGAGGGGACUUUGGAUGGAGUUGCCGAUAAACCAGUCUCACCUAGUGGAUUCAGUAGUCAAGGAAGGGUUUAGGUUUCACCAUGCUGAAUCAGAUUAUGUGAUGCUCGUGCGUUGGCUGCCUGAAGAUGAACCUGAUACUCUACCUAUCAAUGCAUCUCAUCGAGUUGGUAUUGGGGCAUUUGUGCUCAAUGGAAACAAAGAGGUAUUGGUGGUCAUGGAGAAGAAUGGAGGUUUCAAAGGCACAGAGUAUUGGAAGAUGCCAACUGGUGUAGUUGAUGAGGGUGAAGACAUCUAUGCAGCUGCAGUAAGAGAAGUGAAAGAAGAAACGGGAAUUGACGCUGAAUUUGUCGAAAUAUUAGCAUUCAGGCAAAGCCACAAGUCGUUCUUCAGCAAAUCAGACCUGUUUUUUGUAUGUAUGAUGCACCCACUUUCUUCAAACAUCACUGCUCAGGAAUCAGAGAUUGCAGCAUCUAAGUGGAUGCCAAUCAAGGAGUAUGUGGAACAGCCCUACAAUAAGAAACAUGGACAGUUCCAAAAAGUUGCUGAGAUCUGUAGAGAUCGAGCAGCAGGAGCAUAUGUUGGUUUCUCUGCUGUGCCAGUCUCAUCAGCUUCUGGGAAGGAAGUUUACCUCUACUGUAAUAAUAACAAAGGCAGCAAAUUGUAGAGCACUAACCUCUAGUCUUGACAAUCUAUCAAUUGUGGCCAACUUUAGGAUCGGCAUUCACCUAUUAAUGUUAUCUAGUAAUGCUGCCUCUUCCUUUAUAUGACUGCCCAGUAAAUAUAUUGUCUAGUUGAAGUGAAGCACUUGUAGCUCGAUUUUUCCAAAGCUAAUAGCCUAAUACACAGUGAAAAAAACU